AUGUUGCAGCAUGAUAAUGCACGGCCCCAUGUUGCAAGGAUCUGUACACAAUUCCUGGAAGCUGAAAACAUCACAGUUCUUGCAUGGCCGCCAUACUCACUGGACAUGUCACCCAUUGAGCAUGUUUGGGAUACUCUGGAUCGGCAUAUACCACAGUGUGUUCCAGGUCCUGCCAAUAUCCAGCAACUUCGCAAAGCCAUUGAAGAGGAGUGGACCAACAUUCCACAGACCACAAUCAACAACCUGGUCAACUCUAUGCGAAGGAGAUGUGUUGCACUGCGUGAGGCAAAUGGUGAUCACACCAGAUAUUGA
Pelobates cultripes (western spadefoot toad) is the source of this 312-nucleotide messenger RNA. Lineage: Eukaryota; Metazoa; Chordata; Amphibia; Anura; Pelobatidae. The record is from the annotation of a GenBank genome assembly.